AUGAUUGAUGACUGCGGUUUAGUGGAUUUCCCGAGCCAUGGAAACAUAUUAUCAUGGAGAGGGAGGAGGUGGGGAAAGAUUGUUCGGUGUCGAUUGGAUAGAGCAUUAGCCACUGAAGAUUGGCAUGACACUUUCCCGAAGUCACACGUAGAGUAUUUGAAGAUGAUAGGAUCGGACCACCGACCUAUUCUGGCUACAAUAGACAACAAAAUCCCAAAGGGUAGACGGCAGUUUCGUUUUGACAAACGUUGGAUUGGGCAGAAUGGUUUCUCGGAGGCAGUUGAACGUGGUUGGAAGAACAAUCCGAAUAAUCGGGAAUCAAAAUUAGUAGAUAUGAUUGGUAAUUGCCGGUAUGAGAUCUCCCAAUGGAGACAUGAAAACAAACCAUAUGGUAAGGAUAAAAUUGUGGAGCUGCAGAAACUUUUGGAAGAUGUCCAGAAUGACGAUAACCGGAUCCAAGAGGAACUAGUGGAUAUUACACACAAUUGA
Molecule: messenger RNA, 489 nt
Organism: Microthlaspi erraticum
Lineage: Eukaryota; Viridiplantae; Streptophyta; Magnoliopsida; Brassicales; Brassicaceae
Source: the annotation of a GenBank genome assembly